UGAAAAGCUGCAGCAGGAAGUCAACACAGCUCAGUCGUAGUUUGCUGAAUGCACUAUGGAUCAUUGUGCUCCACUUUCACAUCACCUGUAGCUCAGGGAGUGUCUGCGGUGCUGGGAGCUGACUUUAUCUUCUGUGAACUUUCAUUUGUCCGCGGCAGACAGUGUGCCAGUAAGAUGCAGCUACAACUGUGUUGACUGUCUGCAGCUCAACAAGUCACAACACUGGACAGCUGACAGGCUGAGGCCUGGAUGUGAUACUGGGUCAGUGUGAGUAGGUAACCCUGCCUGAGGGUGCGAUGUGUGGACCUGCCCUGCCCCUGUGUCUGCUGCUCUGGGUAGCAGGGACAGCUGUUUCCAGGACGCGAGGUGAGGUCGUAGCUCCUGCCAGUCUGAGUGCAGAGGCGGGUAGCUCCCUCCAGCUGGCCUGCAACGUCACCACGGCGAUGGGUGACACUGUCCGGCAAGUUCGGUGGUACAACAAGCACAAGAAGAUCCUCCUGGCGUACGAGCAGAGCGCCCCCAUCCGCAUCAGCCAUCAGGAGCCCAACGUGCAGCUCACCACCUCCCACAAUGACGGCAGCUCCAUCACCAUCACAAGGGUGAGGCCUGAUGACGAGGGCUGUUACAGCUGCAUCUUUGACGUUUACCCCACGGGCCUGCAAGAGGGCAAGACAUGCAUCAGCGUCACUGGUAAAGUGCACCAGGAGGGCAACAAGACGGCCGUGAGCGGGAAGUCAGCCACCCUGUCCUGCUGGUACAGCCUCCCUGAGAGGGUGCGCCAGGUGCUGUGGAGGAAGACGGCCGAACAGGGCGACACCACCACCGUGGCCUCCUACGCCAAGCACAGCCACCGGAACAUAGCCGACCAGUUUGCGGGUCGGGUCAGCUUGAGCCUCUCCCUGGGGGACACCGACCUGACCAUCCAGCAGGUCAGGACGGAGGAUGAGGCCUGCUACACCUGUGAGUUCCACACAUACCCGGACGGCACCAAAAGCACCACCGCCUGCCUCUUUGUUUAUGUUUUACCCAAACCAGAGGUGAGCCAUGUGACCUCAUCCUCAGGGGUCACUGAGGCAAACUGUACCGCUCAGGCCCGACCUGCAGCGGAGAUCACAUGGAACGUCAGCGGGGACAACCGGACGCUCGGACUGCCCGUUUCUUCUGCCUACGACCAGGGCGACGGCACGACGAUAGUGACGAGCACGCUGUUCUUCCAGUCGGGGCUGCUCAGUGACCUGUCCAUCAAGUGCGUCGUGCACCACCAGGGCCUGGAGAAACCCCUCACAGUGCCCCUCAAGUCAAACGUGGGUCCAGCCAUGGUCGUCCUGCUCUCGGUGUGCGGCGUGGCAGCGGUCCUGCUCCUGUGUCUGUGUGUGUGCCUCUGCAAGUGCUUCAUCUGUACCGACGACUGAUUUGGAGCCCGGCGUCAUGGCUGCUUUGAUGAAGGUCCAGGGGAGCUCUGAGCCUGACCUAGCUGCUCAGCACCGUGCCCUCCAGCUCAGCGUGCAGAGGAAGGGAACAGAGCUUUCACAGAGCUGAGACAACACUGCCGGUUCUGCUUCUAUGAGCUUGGAAGAUACCGCUAGUGCAGACACAAAUUUCUCGUUGUUUAUUACAAAGUAAACAGAACUAAAAACACAGUAUUUAACGCUAGAUAUUACACUUACAGUAGAACAGUUGCUUUGAUAAUUGAUCAAAUCGUUGUGAUAUGAAUAGAGGUUUUAUAUCUUAUUCCACGAAGAAGGUCCAGUUAUUGGGCUAAAGUGAUAAUCUAAAAAGGGUGUGUGUGUGUGUGUGUGUGUGUGUGUGUGUGAGAUAAGUUAUAUUUUCAAUUUAAAUUUAGGUUGAGUAGAUUUUGUUUUUGACUUUGUUGGGUGGCUUAUUAAGAAAAUUAAUUACUUGGAUCUAAAUUUAUAUACAUAAAUAAUUUAUCAGAGAGGGAGUUUAUUAGUUCCCAUUCAAAAAUAACCCAUUUUUUCUUUAAAGCUCCUUAAAACAUGGUUUCAAAUCUUUUUUUUUUUUCUAAAAAAAGUAGGAACAAAACUUUCCUAGUUGUCGUCAGGUCAUUGUGUGAGAUUUGAUUGACAGUGAUAUGGAAACAUAAUCAAACAAACCCCACAACUGUCAUCAGAUUUUAAUUCUGAUUUCUGAUUGUUCCCUGAGCUUAGCCUACAUGACGUCACCUACCUUGCAAGUUACAGUAAAUCAAAAAGAAGCAGGGGGACAGAGGUUAAACUUAUAGUGAACCAGCCCUGUUGUGAGUCAGACUCAACGGAUUUUUUGAGUAGAAGAAUGAAAGGUUUGUUAUUUAUAGCUGCUGUGUUGUGUGGGACAGAGAAGGGUGGUCAACCUGUAACCUUCAUGUACCCGGUGGUUUACACCGCCCAAACGAUUCCUGUGUGGAGGAACCUCGCGGACGUGAAUCACUGUUUGUGGCAGACAGAAACUGUGCGAGGGUAUUGGAGUGUGUCCACGUGUGUGUGUGUGUGUGUGUUUUGAAACUGAAAGGAAGCAUGUGUGAGGAGCAUCAGUGUUAAGAAUUUAACCAUUUAUUUGGGAAAAUAUUAAUAUAGGCCCACGUGGGCUGUGUACAGUAUAGUUAAUUUUGUAGAAAAUCUCAUUCAUCAGGGAAAAAAACCCAUAUAUUCUGUUAACAAUUAAACAUCGCUGUUGGAUGGUCAUCUACUUUUACGGUGAAGUCUUAUCUGUAUAUAAAAACAGUUAAGGGUCAAAUGUUAAUAAAUGCCUACACUGAAGUUAAAAAACGUAGCUGUUGUCUACCUGCUGUUUUAAUUUUUCUUUCAGUUUAAUAAUCAUUCAGUCUUCAAUGUCAAAAGUGUUUCUGAACAGAAUUCACCUUUGUAGCAUCUGUAAGAGAUAUGAUUUACUGUACUGGUGCUGAGGUUAAAAGUAGAUCAGAAAUAAAACUAUCUGCUGUUUCACUGUU
This is a messenger RNA of Micropterus salmoides (largemouth bass), 2947 nucleotides long. RefSeq names its product OX-2 membrane glycoprotein-like. The transcript has 8 exons. Gene Ontology annotation, molecular function: cell-cell adhesion mediator activity. Bases 297 to 1412 code for a protein of 371 amino acids. NCBI's taxonomy places the organism in Eukaryota, Metazoa, Chordata, Actinopteri, Centrarchiformes, Centrarchidae. The record is from RefSeq and is a predicted model, not a curated record.